CGAUGAUGCGUUUUGGUCAUCUUGCUCCUUCGUGAGGUUAGGGUCCGCAUAUCUUUCCUCUUUGCAGAGAGCAUUCACAAAUUCGUUCUUCAUUCAAUUCACAAACUACAAAAUCGAAACUCUUGCCUUCAACAAUAUCCAGUUUUCUUCCAAUUUAUUCCCGUAUUGUGCUUUCGUGAAUCGUAAAGUAAUUGAAAAAUGGGUGGCCAUGGCGGUUUGAACAUUCUCCCUCAGAAACGUUGGAACGUUUACAAUUUCGAUAACAGAGAGAAAGUCCGAAAAGACGAAGAAGCCGCCGCAAGAGACGAGCAGAUUAAACGCGAACAAUCGCGAAAACGCGAUACCGAGGUCCGUCUUGAGCGCCUCCGUACCUCUCGAGGUUUGGCACCGACUAUUCCCGAACCUGAACCUAAAACCGAACCUAAAGUCGAACCUGAAGUUGAAGUUGAAGUUAAAGCAGAAGCAGGUGAUCCAGGUCACAUUAACCUAUUUGAAGGAAUUAAGAUUUUCGAUCCGAUUCGAGUACCGAAGAGAGAUAUUGAGGGUGAAAAAGAGGAAUUGAAGAUGAAGACUAAGAAAUUGAAGUUGAGGAAAGAGCCUGGAGAGUCUUCGAUUCGCGCCGUUGGUCCUGAAGAUGAGGUGUAUAGGUUAGGUUAUGGAAUUGCUGGGAAAGGGGUUCAAUUGCCUUGGUAUGUUCAAAAUAAGAAACUCAAUGAUAAUGAUGAUGAUGUUGGUGGUGUUAAUGGUGAAAAUAAUGGUGGUGAUAGGAGGGGUGAGAAGAGGAAGAAGACAUUGCAAGAGUUGAGAGAAGAGAGGCUGGAAAGGGAGAGGAAAGAGAAGGAAAGGGAGAUGGCGUUGAGACACCCGAAGCAAAGCCGCAGAGAAGCUUUUGGUAGUAGUAGAUACUACAACAGGAGAUGAUUGAGUCAAGGGUGCUGCACUUUGUGAUCUCCCGGGAUUUUUCCUUCUUCAUAUGGGAAUUGUGCUGGCUACAUUCCUGUAAAUUUAUUGGAAAUUUGCGCAAGCAUCGUCUCCCAUCCCUCCUCUGACUCGUUGAGAAUAUUGUGACAUAUUAUAUACAAGGUGGUUCGAGUGCGAUGAUGAAUCCAUAGUUUGUAUCUACGAUAUAUAUGUCCUUGUUCUGUAAUAUGGUCAAGAUCAAAUGUGUUACCUAAUGAAAAUGAAGAGUUCAAUUUCUCAUUUGUUUAACUUAUUACUUCUUGGAUUGGUGGAGUUUCUUUAGCAUGUGCUAGGUGAAAUGCAUACUGAACAAAAAUUUAAUCAUUGCCUUGUAUGUGAAGAAAUCGUCUUUAUGAGAAUAAUGCAGUUGUUUGUUUGAAA
Molecule: messenger RNA, 1341 nt
Organism: Trifolium pratense (red clover)
Lineage: Eukaryota; Viridiplantae; Streptophyta; Magnoliopsida; Fabales; Fabaceae
Product: leukocyte receptor cluster member 1
Exons: 2
Coding region: 199-921 (240 amino acids)
Source: RefSeq, a predicted model, not a curated record